This is a messenger RNA of Trichechus manatus latirostris (Florida manatee), 972 nucleotides long. RefSeq names its product olfactory receptor 4F3/4F16/4F29-like. The transcript has a single exon. Gene Ontology annotation, cellular component: plasma membrane. Gene Ontology annotation, molecular function: G protein-coupled receptor activity; olfactory receptor activity. The record is from RefSeq and is a predicted model, not a curated record. Gene Ontology annotation, biological process: G protein-coupled receptor signaling pathway. Lineage: Eukaryota; Metazoa; Chordata; Mammalia; Sirenia; Trichechidae.
AUGGAUGGAAGAAAUCAUUUGGUGGUGUCUGAGUUUUUGUUGCUGGGAUUUACCAGUUCUUGGAAGAUGCAGAUUCUUGUUUUUCUGUUUUUCAUGAUAUUUUAUAUAGCAAGUAUGCUGGGUAACCUUCUCAUGAUGCUCACAAUCAUCUCAGAUCAUCACUUACAUUCCCCCAUGUACUUUUUACUGGCAAAUCUCUCCUUCAUCGACACAGGUGUUUCCAGUGUUGCAACCCCCAAAACGAUUUAUGACCUUUUCCGAAAAUGUAAGCUUACCUCCUUGAAAGACUGCAUUACUCAGAUGUUCUUCAUUCACACAGUUGUGGGUACAGAGAUGGUGCUUCUCAUAGUCAUGGCCUAUGACCGAUACAUUGCCAUCUGUAAGCUCCUCCACUACCUGACCAUCAUGAGCCUGAGAGUGUGCAUUUCUCUUUUUGCUGUUGCUUGGACCAUUGGCCUCAUCCACUCUGUGGUCCAACUGGCUUUUGUUGUAAACUUACCGCUUUGUGGUCCCAACAAAAUGGACAGUUUUUAUUGUGAUUGUCCUCGGUUCAUCAAACUUACAUGUACAGAUACAUAGAGACUAGAAUUUUUGGUCACUGCCAGCAGUGGUUUCAUCUCCAUGGGCACUUUCUUCAUUUUGAUCGUGUCCUACAUCUUCAUACUGGUCACUGUCCGUAAACACUCUUCAGGUGGUUCAUCCAAGGCUCUCUCCACUCUCUUAGCUCACGUUACGGUGGUGGUCUUUUUCUUUGGUCCUUGCAUUAUUGUCUAUGUGUGGCCAUUCCCUACCUUACCUAUAGAUAAAUUUUUAGCCAUCUUUGAUGCCCUUAUCACUCCUUUUAUGAUUCCUAUCAUCUACACAUUUAGAAAUAAGGAGAUGAAAGUGGCAAUGAGCAGAGUGUUUGGUAAAGUUUUAAGUCUCAGGAAGAGUUCUUUCAUGCACCAUCUAGGAAAUUCAAGUUCUUCUUGA